GCGAACGCCUUCUUCGCGUCCGCACCUCCCAUUCCGCGCGUGGACACGGUCAAGCGCGAUGCCGCGAGGUUCGUGCGCCAUCACGGCCACGCGAACGCUUUCGACGACGCCACGACCCUCCCCGGGGGGGCGUCCGCGCGUCCGCCGCGCGGGACGCCGCGGCCGAUCGCACUUGUCACCUCCGGCGGCACCACCGCGCCACUCGAGAGAUCCGCAGUUCGGUUUAUCGACAACUUCAGUAGCGGCACGCGAGGCGCGGCGUCCGCGGAGUGCCUUCUCGAGCGCGGAUACGCGGUCAUUUUCCUCCACCGCGCGGGAUCGAUGCGGCCAUUCGAGCGGUCGUUAGAGACCGCGGCAGAACUCGCGGGCGCGGGAACUGCCGCGGAGGAAGUCGAGGCGACGUCGAACGCAGCAGUGCACCUGAUGCCACUCGUACGUCGAUAUCACGCGGCGAAAACGAAACGCACGCUUCUAAUGGUCCCAUUCACGUCCGUCUUUGAAUACCUUACGCUUCUCCGGACGUUGUGCGUCGAAUUGCGCGCGUGCGGCGCGAGGGCUAUGACGUACCUUGCCGCUGCCGUGAGCGAUUUUUACGUCCCUUGGGAUCGUCUGUCCACACACAAGAUACAGAGCAGGGGCAUCACUUUGACGUUGCGCUUGGAGCAAACCCCAAAGAUGCUUGCGCUCGUGAGGUCGAAAUGGUGCCCCAAAGCUUUCGGCGCGUCGUUUAAACUCGAGACUGACGUGGAAAUAUUACUUCAAAAGAGUCGGGAUUCGUUGAGGAAGUACGGAAUGCACGUCGUCGUCGCGAACGAGAUGACUCAACGGAAAGACGAGGUUGUCCUUGUCAGC
Messenger RNA from Micromonas pusilla CCMP1545, 852 nucleotides. RefSeq lists its product as uncharacterized. Gene Ontology annotation, biological process: coenzyme A biosynthetic process. The transcript has 3 exons. Gene Ontology annotation, cellular component: nucleus; cytoplasm. Gene Ontology annotation, molecular function: phosphopantothenate--cysteine ligase activity. The annotation marks the transcript as partial. NCBI's taxonomy places the organism in Eukaryota, Viridiplantae, Chlorophyta, Mamiellophyceae, Mamiellales, Mamiellaceae. The record is from RefSeq and is a predicted model, not a curated record.